Messenger RNA from Westerdykella ornata, 994 nucleotides. Its product is annotated as phosphomannomutase-like protein. Bases 38 to 844 code for a protein of 268 amino acids. The record is from RefSeq and is a predicted model, not a curated record. Gene Ontology annotation, biological process: GDP-mannose biosynthetic process; protein N-linked glycosylation; mannose metabolic process. Gene Ontology annotation, cellular component: cytosol. The transcript has 3 exons. Lineage: Eukaryota; Fungi; Ascomycota; Dothideomycetes; Pleosporales; Sporormiaceae. Gene Ontology annotation, molecular function: phosphomannomutase activity.
UCGCUUUGCUCCUUCACCUUCUCGCCGAAAUUCCAAAAUGGCGUCUGCUGGGGCUGUUUACCCUCCCCUUAACCAGCGUCCCAUCAAGAAUACCGUUCUCCUUUUCGAUGUGGACAAUACACUCACAAUUCCCCGUCAGGGCAUUACGCCAGAAAUGCUCCAGACCCUGUCUGAGCUCCGUCACAAAGUCGCAAUUGGAUUUGUCGGCGGCUCCAACCUGCCUAAGCAACAGGAACAAAUGGGCUCGGCGAACGUCGACGUGACCUCCCUCUUCGACUUCUGCUUCGCUGAGAACGGUCUCACCGCAUACCGUUUAGGCGAGCAGCUUGCAGGAUCGAGCUUCAUUGAAUGGAUUGGAGAGGAGAAGUAUAAGGAGUUGGUGAAGUUCAUCCUCCACUACAUUGCCGACCUUGACAUUCCCGUGAAGCGCGGCACCUUCAUUGAAUUCCGCAACGGCAUGAUCAACGUCUCUCCGAUCGGCCGCAACGCGUCCACCGAAGAACGCAACACUUACGAGAAGUACGACAAGGAGCACGGCAUCCGCACCACUAUGGUCCAAAAGCUCAAGGAGGCGUUUCCGGACCUCGGUCUCACGUACUCCAUCGGCGGCCAAAUAUCUUUCGACGUGUUCCCGACGGGAUGGGACAAGACUUACUGCUUGAGACACAUUGAGGCGGAGAAGGACAGACCCGAUGGAGUAGAGUAUACGACGAUCCAUUUCUUUGGGGACAAGGCGUAUCCCGGCGGGAAUGAUUGGGAGAUAUACGAUGAUAAGAGAACUAUUGGGCAUGCGGUCAAGGACCCGAGUGAUACUCUGCGUCUGCUGAGGGAAAUGUUCUUCUGAGGGUGGGGUAUUGGCGUUGCUAGAGUCCGCCAUGCAAGGUUGGAGAUGAGGAGCCAUAUGUAGAACGGGUCCAUUAUCUCUGCUGUGGACUGUUAUCUUCCACGGCAUUAAGCACAGCGAGGAGUUACAGUUGUCAGCCAGUAAUUCGCG